Molecule: messenger RNA, 3196 nt
Organism: Pteropus alecto (black flying fox)
Lineage: Eukaryota; Metazoa; Chordata; Mammalia; Chiroptera; Pteropodidae
Gene: BET1L
Product: Bet1 golgi vesicular membrane trafficking protein like
Exons: 4
Coding region: 771-1106 (111 amino acids)
Biological process (GO): regulation of retrograde vesicle-mediated transport, Golgi to ER; retrograde transport, endosome to Golgi
Cellular component (GO): Golgi trans cisterna; SNARE complex
Molecular function (GO): SNAP receptor activity
Source: RefSeq, a predicted model, not a curated record
GCGUUUGAGGGUGUGCUGCGUGCGAGGCGUUGGGAUGCGGGUGAACAGGACCCACACUUCCCUCUCUUCGUGGAGCUUAUGUUCCGGAAGUGAAGACAGCCAAGGAAAAAACGGACAAACCACGACUUUAAGCAAUCAUGGUGCUGUGGUGAAAAUUCCCAUUUCGACGGUUUGUCGGCGGGACUAAUGACAACAAAUGUUCCACUGCAGGGGGCGGGUAACGUAAGCAACGAGUCUCACUGACGUCGCGCUACGUCAGUGCCCGGGAGCAAAGGCAGAGGUCCCCGCCACUCCCACCCCUCCUCGCUUCAUUUUCUUUCCUGCAGUGCUCGCUCUUUCCAGGCACCGAUCUCCACUUCGUCCCUCCAGCAGUAACUGGGGCCCGGCUCUGCACCGAGUUUGCGCCUCCACCGCACCGCGGCCGGCGGGGGCCUCGAGAGCCGGGCGGGGACAGCUCCCCGUGGCGACCCCGCCACACCUCUCGCCUGGGAAAGGGCCUGUUAGGACCUGACCUGCCGCAGGCUUCGGCGGGAGGGGUUGACACCGUAACUGGCGUUGAGAACACUAACCGCCAAGUGUAAAGAAAACAAACUGCCCGGUCCCUAGGUCAAGUCCACCGCGCCGCCCCCGCGCUCCACAGUCGCGACCUCGGCCGGAAGUUGGCGGGCCGAGGCGGAAGGGGCGAGGCCGGAAGUGCCUUCCCGUGACUGCCACGUCGGAGGCGGCUGUGGCUGAUACGGUGACAGAUCCUGGGGCCGGAACCGGGCACGAUGGCGGACUGGGCUCGGGCCCAGAGCUCUGGUGCCGUGGAGGAGAUUCUAGACCUGGAGAACAAGCGGAUGGCUGACAACUUGGCUUCCAAGGUCACCAGGCUCAAAUCGCUGGCCCUGGACAUCGAUAGGGACACGGAAGAUCAGAACCGGUACCUGGAUGGCAUGGAGUCAGAUUUCACGAGCGUGACAGGCCUGCUCACAGGGAGCGUGAAGCGCUUUUCCACCAUGGCACGGUCUGGGCGCGACAACCGAAAGCUUCUGUGCGGUAUGGCUGUGGGCCUGAUCGUGGUCUUCUUCAUCCUCUCCUACCUCCUGUCGAAGGCAAGGACGUGAGCGAGUGGGACGUGAGCUUCUGUGGGUGCCUGGGGCAACCAGAGUCUUCCCCAUCCUGGUGUCCUGGGCUCCAGAGGACUUGCCUACGAAAUACUCCUUUGAAAUGGCGAUUGUGGCUUAGGAAUCUUCUUCCUGUGUGGCUGGGAGCCCAUGGUUGCCUCGGAUUCAGUGAGCUGUGUUGGCUGGUCCCAUGUGUGUAAGGGGUCCCGGUGUUAGAGGCACCGACAGAGCCACGUCAGCAGAGCAGCCAGAAGUCCUGGAUGUGGCCACCCGUGGCCAGCAGCCCUUCUGCAGCGCUUGGGGCUCUGAUGUCCCAAGGCUCCUCCACCCCGUCCUUCUCUGGGUAAGGCCACAUCCAGUGUCCGAGGUGCCUGGAUCUGACACGGGAAGGGGUGUGCUGGGGAACUCUGAUCAGCACCAUCUCCUCCAGGAGUCCUCAGCCCAGAUGUGGUGGCUUCUCCUGGCCAAGGCUGCGGGGCCCACCACCAGGCCCUGCGCCUGCCCUCCAGUCCACGGCUGAAGGACAGGGCUGUGGGUGGAAGAGUGGCCCACAGUCCUGGCUGGAGGCCCUGGACCCGGAUCCUUCCGGAUCUCAUGGCCAUUUAUCCAAGACCAGAAACUCACAUUUUCUCAGGACUUAGGGUCAGCCUAGCACCAAAGGUGUAUUUACAGGAGAGCAGAUCUGUGGAAGCAGGCCUGCCUGGCACUUGAGAGUCAGAGGGGGUGGUCAUCCCUGCACAAACCCUCUCCUGAGGGUCACUGGGCAGUUCCCACGCCAAGCACAGCCCAUCUUCCCUCAGCAAGUCUCCCCUUGCUGUGGGGGCUCUGAGCCACCCCCUCGUCCCCUGCCAUGGCAGACUGCUCGCCCCACCCACCUGUCCCCGGGCCCCUGCUGCCCACCUGGCCAGCCUCACGCUCACGAACCAAACCACAGGCCCAGCCAGGCCAGCGGCUUCGUACCCCGCAGUGACAUCCCAGCACCCUCGUGUUUGCGUAAAAACAGUCGAGGGGGGAGUUGUCGGCCGUGUGUCCUUCCGUCUCUGUUUCCAUCCACCUUCCCAGUCACUCCCCCUUACUGCCUGCAGACUGUCGGCGCACUGUCUCCUCACCUGCACGGUCACCGCACGUGCAGUCACAGCCUGGUGCCUGUCUGCCCCUGCUGCCCUCUCUCUGGUCUCCCUCCUUCCAGUACCACCACUGCUCCUGUCUGCCCCCCUCCACCCGGCAGGCCAGGUCUCAAAGCGUCACUGCAGUGCCCUCUUCCCUGCUGGGGGAGGAGGCCCCAACCUCACCCCUAGGGCCCCAUUCUUUGUGCCCCCAGCCUCCAGCGUGGGCUCAUGUCACACUGAGGUCGGCUGACCCACCUCUAUGUUUGGGGCUUGGCUGCUUCCUCGAUGUCCCAGCCCCCGAGGUCCUGCCUGGCUACUUCAGCUUUGAUUGAGCCCCCUGCUCAUCUGUCGGUCCUCAUCGUGGGGACUUGUCCAUUGCUCGCCAAGCUAGAUCGCUGCUGCCUGUAUCUUCCUGGUCACCGUGGACAGGGCACAGACCGGAACCCAAGUUCCACAUCCCCCAGCCUUUCCUGGGCCCGUGAUGCUCACCCCACACCUGGAGAACACCCCCGAGGAUGUUCCCUGCCCCACUGUGCCUACUCAUGUUAUGCGGACCUGGCUGGCUUUUGGGAGAGCUUUUUCCGUUCCCGUCUCCUGGCUGCUAGUUCUGUCCCCACCCCUCCACCUCCACGGCUCUGUGCAGCCCUCCCAGCCAUUUGGAGGCCUGGGUUUUAGUUCCUUUCUGGUUUACAUUUGUUUCUGUCACGAUGUUGGGAUGGGUCUGUGAAGGGGACAUGGUGACUGCAACUGCCACAUCAGCAGGGCUUCCUGUAGGCCUCACCUUGCCGCUUAGCCCUGGACCCUCAACACCUAAUCCUGGGAUGAGGGGGCUUUGCUGACAUUGAUUCCCAAGACCAGGAAAACAAGAAAGGACCUGGGGGCUCAGUCUGCUACAGUAAGGACAGAUUGUCAGGCUCUAUCCUGUAAUUCAAGGAAAAGACACUAAACAGUUUGCAAUAAACAGCUUUGUGAGGGAGCAGA